AUGGCCGAGAAGAACAAUCAGGCCUCUCCAUCAGCAGCAGCUACUAAUGGACAGCACCCCACAAGUGAUGAAGAAUCUGCCACUUUGCCAUCCCAGGAGCUCAAACGCAAGAAGAGAAUCAAAUUGGCAAUCUAUAUUUCUGCUUUUGUUGUGGUUCAGAUCAUAGUUAUCACCACAUUUGCACUCACUGUGAUGCGUGUGAAGUCUCCCAAGCUCAGAUUGGGCGCCAUCAGCGUCCAAACUCUCAACGCUUCCUCUUCAACACCUUCAUUUGACAUGACCUUCACAACCCAAGUCAGGAUAAAGAACACAAAUUUUGGUCGCUAUAAGUUUGAUGCUACCAAUGCAAGGUUCAUGUACGAAGACAGGGCUGUUGGGCAAGUUAGAAUUCCCAAGAGCAAGGCUGGGAUGCGUUCGACCAAGAAGAUUGAUGUGACUGAGUUUGAAUUCCAAAGAGUUGCCAAGCAGAAGCAGGUACAAUCUUGGCAAUGA
Molecule: messenger RNA, 492 nt
Organism: Prunus armeniaca (apricot)
Lineage: Eukaryota; Viridiplantae; Streptophyta; Magnoliopsida; Rosales; Rosaceae
Source: the annotation of a GenBank genome assembly